AUGUGUAUACUUGGUCAUCACAAUGAUCUCACAAAUUUCCAACUCACAACAUUUCAGCUGCUGAAGUCCUACUCUACUUCCUACACAACUCACAUUCUCUUCCAAUCUCACACUUACUCCCUCCCACUAUACUUCUUUCAUCUCCUACAACCACCUCCUCAUCCUCAUCCCCUUUCUCCUUAUUACGACAUCGCAAUCGCCCACCUCCCCCCACAAACCCCCAUAAUCCCCUUCACAACCAAAGAUGAAGCCACAUCCCGCGCCGAAAUCCACGCCGACGCCCUUGCAGACGGCCACCUAAAAAACCAAUACCUAGUCUUCACAAACGUCCCCCAAUCCGCCAUGGACUACUGGUGCUGCUCCGACAAAGGCGUCCUCCACUCCGGCCGCUUCAACUACUCAAAGGCCAGUCAGAUCAUGGUGCUGAAAAUAACGAAGCCGGAUAUACCUCACGAAGUCCUCUGCGCUUGGGAUCAUGUCUGGCAUCUCAAAGAGUAUGAUAUCGGACUGUACGAGAAGGAGAAUCGGGAUGAGUAUUAUAUUUUCUAUGGCUAUCUUUCGCAAUUGAUAUUCGUCGAUAUGAUUAAGCAGACGGAUCGGUAUUAUCGUACUGGUCCGUUGAGAGGGGGAGGGUGUACUGUUGUUAUUGAGGCGGGGUUGCCUUGUGCGGAGGCGAGAUUGGAUUUUGAUGCGAGACGAUGGUUGGAGGCCGAGGGGGGCAAUGUUAGUAUGGCGGUUGCGGUUGUUGUUUGGGAGGUGUUGGAGAGGAUUGUUGUUAAGACUUGGGAGUAUGUGGGGACUGAGACUGGUGAGGAAGAGAAGGGGAAGGGGGAGAUAGCGUGUACGCAGGAGGUUGUUAUUCGGAGACGGAAUGGGAAGACGGUUAGUACUGGGGGUUUGAGGUUUCCGUUUAAGACGAUCUUUGGGAGGGAGCCGGAUCCGAACAAGCCUGUUGAAAGGGAUAUUGUUCUUGAGGAGAGUGAUCUGGUGAGGGUAGGGAAGAGAGCGUGGAGGGAGAUAUUUGGGAAGGAUGUCGAGGAUUGA
Penicillium subrubescens is the source of this 1044-nucleotide messenger RNA. RefSeq lists its product as uncharacterized. Lineage: Eukaryota; Fungi; Ascomycota; Eurotiomycetes; Eurotiales; Aspergillaceae. The record is from RefSeq and is a predicted model, not a curated record. The coding region runs from base 1 to 1044 and encodes 347 amino acids. The transcript has a single exon.